Molecule: messenger RNA, 940 nt
Organism: Frankliniella occidentalis (western flower thrips)
Lineage: Eukaryota; Metazoa; Arthropoda; Insecta; Thysanoptera; Thripidae
Exons: 5
Coding region: 274-810 (178 amino acids)
Source: RefSeq, a predicted model, not a curated record
AAGCGACCAUCACCAUUGUUGUCAUUUCUGUUUUCUUGAUCGUUUCCUGUUCUCGUCUUCACUUCAGCUUCACCUGAAUAGUGAACUCCCUAUGCCUGCCUGACCCAGUCCGCACGACGUCACCGAUCUGCCGGGCCGCCGCGGAGCCUUUGCCGCUUGAGCGACGCGCGUCGCUACGUCCCCUGCCUUCCACCCCGCAGCCCACCUGAUCCUGCGCUUGCUGGUCCGCGUUGCUGUGGCCCGUUCUGUAACUACCGACGCUCGGCGUACACUAUGGAGUUGUUCGUAACAAUUUUAACCGGGGCGGCUGCGGUCGCUGUGGCGCUGCUGCUGCUCGCUCUACUCGUCUACUACAUAAGGAGAUGCUGUCGCCCCCGGCAACAUGAUGUUGAAGCAAAUCAACAUCCACUUGCCGACCUGAAUAGAACUGAGCCGGCGCCGAGGCUGCCCGCCGCUGCUAGCCACCUGGUCCGCGUCCACGUCCACCAGCCGCACUCGCCGCAGAGGCACCGGCGCGGCGCCCACCCGGCGGCGCCGGCCGUUCGCAAGACCGCCGCCGGCGUGCCACCGACCAUCGACCUCCACGGCAUGUCCGUCAAGACGGCCCUGGCGACCCUCGACACGUUCCUGCGCCGCGAGGCGAGGGACCGGCCGCGCGCGGGCCACGUCUGCGUCAUCACCGGCAGGGGCCUCCACAGCGCGGGCGGCGUGGCCAAGAUAAGGCCGGCCGUCGUCAGGGAACUGGAAGCGAGGGGCUUGCGGUUCCGUUCGCCUCCUGGAAACACUGGACGAAUCAAUGUGUACUUGUGAAUAACGUGAAUUUUCUUAUUUUUUGGGUGUCGGUUUGUUGAUUUUCCUUUCUUGAUUGAAAUUGUUUUUCGUUGAUAAACAUAUACAAGACAUUUCAUUAAUUAUUAAAUUGGUUUACAAAUUCUACGAA